AAGAAGAAGAAGAAGAAGAAGAAGAAGAAGAGAAGCCCGGCUGCCAAGGGAGGCUGGUAGUCAGUGGUCUAGACAUGUCAGAGAACUGACAGCAAUGCUAACUUGGUCGCAGUAGUUAGGGAGUUAUUAAAAAAAGUGCCUGGAAGCUUAAAGGAGGGAUUUUAACGCACGAAACCUCGCCAGGCGGCAUGUGUAGAGGGUUGGCAGACUGGUAAAACGUUACGGAUCCCGGACCUUUGAUAUCUGACAAACGCUGGUUAGCUAGCAUUAGCUGGCUAGCUGGGGAGCUCCUGAAAAGUAACGCCAGGGCUUGUUUCAUAUUUCAUACCGUCAUGUCUGCGGCCGGAGACUUCGGAAACCCUUUAAGAAAAUUUAAAUUGGUCUUUCUCGGGGAACAGAGUGUGGGAAAGACUUCUCUGAUCACCAGGUUCAUGUAUGACAGCUUCGACAACACUUACCAAGCCACAAUAGGAAUAGAUUUCCUGUCGAAAACCAUGUACCUUGAAGAUCGAACAAUCAGGUUGCAGUUGUGGGACACGGCAGGGCAAGAGCGGUUUCGUAGCCUCAUCCCAAGUUACAUCAGAGACUCUGCUGCUGCUGUCGUAGUGUACGACAUCACAAACGUCAACUCCUUCCAGCAAACCACAAAAUGGAUUGAUGAUGUGAGAACGGAGAGAGGAAGUGAUGUCAUUAUCAUGUUGGUGGGAAACAAGACAGACCUUGCAGACAAAAGACAGAUAACCACAGAGGAGGGAGAACAGAGAGCGAAAGAGAUGAAUGUUCUGUUUAUUGAAACGAGUGCAAAGACAGGCUACAAUGUCAAACAGCUUUUCCGUCGCGUGGCAGCCGCCCUCCCUGGCAUGGAUAACACGCAGGACAAGAGUAGAGAGGACAUGAUUGACAUUAAGCUGGAGAAGCCACCAGAGCUACCUGUCAGUGACGGAGGCUGUUCCUGCUAAUGCCGGCUUAUGUCAUUACUAAAUAUUUCUCUUACUGGCUUUUUCUCAAACCCACUCGGUUUUUCUGUAUCUGUACCCUCCACUGCACUGCGCCUCUGUUCCCAGCCUGAAAAAGAACACUACAGCCGUUAUCCUUUUGCCAUUGUGGAAAGCUGCUCUCUCAUCAGGGAGCUCUGAAAGUCAUAAAUCACUUAAAUUGAAUAUUUCUAUUGCAACACAUACGUUGAAACAGCUGUUGUCUGUCAUUUCAAACAGACAAUCCUAUUGCUGUGGGUCUCUAAAGAGGUCUCUGAACCAAACGGAAAUAAUGAAAAUGUGUAUUUUAAAACAUUAAAUCAAAGUAUGUGUUUAAGAGUGAGAAUAUUCUUUUAAAAAGUACAAUAUUGCUUUAAGCCUAAUAAGCAUAAUGUGGAUGUUGUGUGCAUUUGUCCGUUAACAUAACGUGUGCUGUUGCAAUUGAUUGGCAAUGAUUCAUACAUGAUUUGUGCUUAAAAAACAACAACCGUUCAAACGGUCUGGAAUGAUUGUGGAGAAGGUUGCAAAGUUGUGUUGAAGUAAAUCAUUUGGACCCUCUCUCUGUUGACACGUAUACUGUACACCCAGGAUGUAGCUGAAGCUGGACGUGGCAGGAAUGAGCUUCUUUUAAACGGAGUGUGUGCUUUGUGCUUUGUGCUGCCUGUACCAGCAGAGUCCCAGUUCUCCUGACAUGUACCAGCAGGAUCUGACAAGUCAAUACACGGUCACACACCACUGCAUGGUCUUAGACCAGCACAAACACAUGACCCCUACUACAAGAGCAACACUAGUACUACGUCAUCCACGUUACCGUCCUUCCUCUCUUCCCACGUUUGUCCCUUUGAGAUUUGUUGUUUUUACCUUGGCUUCCAUUUUCUAUUACCUUUUUAUUUGAAUAGAUCUUUAAUUAUUUUUUCUAAGGACUACAGCUAUGAUAGAUUAAAACUAUUUCUAUGAAGAUAGUGUUUGAGAAGGAUUUUCUCAUAUAUUAAGCAUCAUAAUCAUAAAACCCACUGUAAACAUUAGAUAUGGAGAUGUAUGCCUUUGGGAGUUUAUUGUAGAGUGCUUCCUUGGCUUUGGGUUUAUUUAGUUAAGUUUGGUAUGUUUUAUGAACACUUUAAAGACUAGUGAUUAUUCUACAUGUGUGUUUAAUCCACAAUGAGUUGUAAUAUUUAUUUCUAUUGGAUUUGUGUUUUGUUUUUUUAUCGCUGUUAAUAUCUUUACUUUUGGUAUAAGAGUCCUCAAUCGCUAAUAAAAUAUGCAUCCAUCUGGACCACCUUUAACAGAAUCAGUAGAGAGCCUCUGCUGUUCCCUCUGUCACCUCUAAAUGGCAAUUUGAUCAUACUGAUAAAACAGUGCAAUUGUUGUGUGAACUUAUGGAGGAGAGUCCGAUUUGAAUAGCAUAGUAGUCCUUAACGUUUGUCUGGAAUUGUGUUAAAUGAAAGAAUAAAGAUACACUUGUCACCGCUGCUGGAA
Messenger RNA from Perca fluviatilis (European perch), 2450 nucleotides. Its product is annotated as ras-related protein Rab-6A. Bases 333 to 959 code for a protein of 208 amino acids. Gene Ontology annotation, molecular function: GTPase activity; GTP binding. Lineage: Eukaryota; Metazoa; Chordata; Actinopteri; Perciformes; Percidae. The transcript is spliced from 8 exons. The record is from RefSeq and is a predicted model, not a curated record.